GCCGCCGUCCCGCCCCUCCCGUCCGGCCUUGGUUGAGGCGGACGGUGGGGUCCGGGCCGGAGCGUGGCGCCGCCGUAGCGCGCAGGGGAAGCGGGCAGUCAGAAAAUGGGUAAGAAGAGUCGAGUGAAAACUCAGAAAUCAGGCACUGGGGCUACAGCCACUGUGUCACCGAAGGAAAUCUUGAACCUGACCAGUGAGCUUUUGCAGAAAUGCAGCAGUCCUGCACCUGGCCCAGGGAAAGAGUGGGAAGAAUAUGUGCAGAUCCGGUCUCUGGUUGAGAAAAUACGAAAAAAGCAAAAAGGUCUGUCUGUUACUUUUGAUGGGAAGAGAGAAGAUUACUUUCCUGAUCUAAUGAAAUGGGCCUCUGAAAAUGGGGCUUCUGUCGAGGGCUUUGAAAUGGUUAACUUCAAAGAAGAGGGCUUUGGUUUGAGAGCAACAAGAGAUAUCAAGGCAGAAGAAUUAUUUUUAUGGGUUCCACGAAAGUUACUAAUGACUGUUGAAUCUGCUAAAAAUUCAGUAUUGGGGCCCUUAUAUUCUCAAGACCGGAUUCUUCAAGCCAUGGGAAAUAUUGCACUGGCCUUUCAUCUGCUGUGUGAGCGAGCCAGCCCCAACUCUUUCUGGCAGCCCUACAUUCAGACCCUUCCCAGUGAGUACGACACUCCUCUGUACUUUGAAGAAGAGGAAGUUCGAUGUCUUCAGUCGACUCAAGCCAUCCAUGACAUCUUCAGCCAGUAUAAAAACACAGCACGACAGUAUGCCUACUUCUAUAAAGUCAUCCAGACCCAUCCUCACGCCAACAAACUGCCCUUGAAGGAUUCUUUCACGUAUGAGGACUACAGGUGGGCAGUCUCUUCUGUUAUGACACGACAAAACCAAAUUCCCACGGAGGACGGCUCCCGGGUGACCCUGGCCCUGAUUCCUCUAUGGGACAUGUGCAAUCACACCAAUGGCCUGAUCACCACGGGGUACAACCUGGAAGAUGACCGUUGUGAGUGUGUGGCACUGCAAGAUUUUCGGGCUGGAGAGCAGAUUUACAUUUUUUAUGGCACUCGGUCAAAUGCAGAAUUUGUGAUCCACAGUGGUUUUUUCUUUGACAAUAAUUCGCAUGACAGAGUGAAAAUAAAGCUCGGAGUGAGUAAAAGUGACAGGCUCUACGCCAUGAAGGCUGAGGUCUUGGCUCGUGCCGGAAUCCCAACUUCCAGUGUUUUUGCGUUACAUUUUACUGAGCCGCCCAUCUCUGCCCAACUUCUGGCAUUUCUCCGAGUAUUCUGCAUGACUGAAGAAGAACUGAAAGAACAUUUGCUAGGCGACAAUGCCAUCGACAGGAUCUUCACUUUGGGGAACUCUGAGUUUCCUGUUAGUUGGGACAAUGAGGUCAAACUUUGGACAUUUCUGGAAGAUAGAGCCUCGCUUCUUUUAAAAACAUAUAAAACAACAAUUGAGGAAGACAAGAAUGUCUUGAAAAACCCUGACCUUUCUGUCCGUGCAACAAUGGCCAUCAAAUUGCGCCUAGGUGAAAAGGAGAUUUUGGAAAAGGCAGUGAAGAGUGCGGCUGUCAAUCGGGAAUACUACCGGAAACACAUGGAGGAGAGGGCACCGCUCCCCAAGUAUGAGGAGAGUGACCUGGGGCUGCUGGAGGGGGGUGUGGGAGACUCCAGCCUCCCACUGGUCCUAAGAAAUCUCGAGGAAGAGGCCAGUGGGCAGGAGUCCUUAAGCCUCAAGGAGGCUGUCAGCAAAGCCAAGGCUACUGGAAGCGGGCUCCUCAAUGGGGAGAGCGCAAUCCCCAAUGGGACCAGGUCUGAAAACGAAAGCCUAACUCCAGAAGAGAGUGAGAGGGCCAUCGGAGACGCAGAAGGAUCUUCAGGCAGCGCCGACGAAGUGAAAGAGCAACUCUAAGGUGCUGUGCGCUGAGUUGGGAAAUCAGUUUAGCAGAAGUUUUGAACAGCCCACUUACAUCGCUGUGGUUCCUUGUUAACAUUUUUCUUUCCACAGAGAGGAAAGUAUGUUUUUGCUGCUUUAUAUAAAAAAUGAUUUUUUAAGUUAUUUUAAAGAUCUAGCUUCCCUUUUGAUUAAGAUUGCCAUCCUGCUUCUGGGCAAAACAGAUACAUGAAUAGCCACAAAGGGAAGAGGUGCCUUUGGAAGAGUUUGCAGACCCAUUGUGGGCACUUUUGUUUUCUUCCUGGGGAAGAAGUCGGCUCAUCACUCAGCUCUGCUUUGGCAGGCCUGUCGUGCUGAGCACCGGAAUGAGAGUCUGCCCUGCCUGGGCCAGCAGAGUCCUGGUUAGACCCUGGAUGUCCAGCGGAGGGCAGGAUGAACACAGCAGGGCCGGGCUGAGGUUAGACUACAUGUAGAGUCUGGCAGUCUUUUUUUUUUCUCUCCUUAAAAAAAUAAUACCCCCAGUACCAAAAAAAAAAAAAAAAAAAAAGGUAAGGUGGCAACCUUAUUUUUAAUAGUUUAAAAUGUUGAUGGUAAUCCUAAUUAUAUAAAUAUAUACACAUAUAUAUCUAGUGAUUUCUAAAGAUUUGUUUACUUUUUGUGUUCUGUUUUGCUGUAUUAAAAACUUACCUUUUCCUUCAAUCAAAGUAGGAUACUCAUCCUCCUCCUUAAUUUUAAAUGCUGGCUCUGAUUUCACAGUGGUGCAUUGACUUCCCGUGAUGGCAACUGAUCGCUGCAAACGCGUAGCAGCCAUGGCUUCACGUAGUGGUGUUCAAGGUGAUGCAGCUCCCUAGCUUUUCUGGUUUUCACAAUAAGCUAGAGAUUUUCGAAGCUGCCCUUUUGAGUAAAACCCCUUAUUAAAAGGAAAACAUGAU
Molecule: messenger RNA, 2810 nt
Organism: Nannospalax galili (Upper Galilee mountains blind mole rat)
Lineage: Eukaryota; Metazoa; Chordata; Mammalia; Rodentia; Spalacidae
Gene: Setd3
Product: SET domain containing 3, actin histidine methyltransferase
Exons: 13
Coding region: 106-1896 (596 amino acids)
Biological process (GO): positive regulation of transcription by RNA polymerase II; peptidyl-lysine dimethylation; actin modification
Molecular function (GO): histone H3K4 methyltransferase activity; protein-L-histidine N-tele-methyltransferase activity; transcription coactivator activity
Source: RefSeq, a predicted model, not a curated record